AUGGCGACAUGGAAGACCAUCAACAACUUCUCAGUUCGCGUGAAGCACCUGAACCCGGUGACGGGUCGCUACGUGAAGAUGGCGCUGCAGCUGUACCAGGUGGACGGCGACGACUCUGCGCCGCCGGCCGCCAGCGCCGCCGCCGGCGCCGCCAUCCCGUCCGUGGAGAUCUGGCCGCCGGUGAACGGGCUGGACGAGAGCGAACAGCCGGCGGCCCAGCCUGCAGCCGGCCUCCUCACCGGUCAGCCGGCCUCCGCGGGAGCCUCGUCCGCCUCCGGAGGAGCCUCGUCAGCCUCCAGCGUCGCCAGCUACUCGUCGUCGAGCUCGUCGGGUGCGGAGGAGACGGGCCCGCGGCCGGUCUCGGCGCCGGCCGGCACGCGCGACGGCCGUCUCUCGCAGCAGAGCUCGGCGGACGCUGCCGCCCCAGCCACGGGCGCCCGCCACUACACCAUGGAGUUUUUCGAGAUGUGCUCGGCGCUCAUCACACAGCUGGCCCGCUAGGCGGCGCUGUCCGUCUGUGGCGGCCGCCAAAGGUGGCGUCGCGGCGGCCUGUUGGAAAACUGCGACGCAAGGAUCGGAGAGUAGCGGACAUGAAGCUCCGAAAGCGUGGGGUUCGCGUAGUGGUACUGCGGCACUCGAAUGCUCACCAUUAACUUGAGGAACUUGGAGCGACGUGUGGUUUGGGUGUUGUGAGCAAUUGUGUCCCGUUUUGGUGAAAGUUAAUUGUCCUGCUGUGCCUGGCGCCGUAAUCGUACGAUAACACGGGCCUGUUCGCCCUGUCAUUAGCGAUCGUUUUACUAAUCUGUGAGUAGUUAGUCGUCUCGCGCAUGUAGUCCGCCGCAAACCGUAGAUUGAACACCCUUCGCGUCGUGAGAUGUUGUGCCGAUACCCACAUGAGUGCAAUGGUAACGUAACCUGGGCGCAUCGGUUGAUUUGACAUUUGAUUUUAGCGGCCAGGUAUGGGUGGUGCUGCCAGUGCUGAGGGGCGGGGACACGGCGCCGCGCCCGUCGCUCCGGGCGAAGCGUCGGGUGCGGUGUGGGUGU
Pollicipes pollicipes is the source of this 1044-nucleotide messenger RNA. RefSeq names its product 5'-AMP-activated protein kinase catalytic subunit alpha-2. The record is from RefSeq and is a predicted model, not a curated record. The transcript has 7 exons. NCBI's taxonomy places the organism in Eukaryota, Metazoa, Arthropoda, Thecostraca, Pollicipedomorpha, Pollicipedidae. Bases 1 to 501 code for a protein of 166 amino acids.